AUGGUUUUAUUUUCCAAUGGUUAUGUUUUUCAGACUUUUUGCGUUAAGUCUAAUUUUUUUUAUUAAGUCAGUUUUUCCUUCUCCAGUAGGACAAUAAGGCGAAAUUGAUUUUUCAAAACAUUUGAAGACUUUCAAAAAAUGAAAAAUCUUGAACUUCUUGGCCUAUCCUCUUAUUUAUCAUUAUAAAAGAUCAUAAAGCUUCUGUUCAGUGGUUAAAUAAAAAUAUUUUUUUUUUCAAAUUUCUUUUUUUAAAUAAAUUACGUUUAUCCUCACACGUCAGGAAAUAUCUGAUAGAGAUAAAGAUUGUUAUCAACCCACGCGAAUGAAUCCGUAUGUCGCAUUAGUCUACAACCCAGAGUUCUCCUAUCCAGAGGCUUAUUUCGCCAUAAGUAGUUCCGCUGAUUUUCGAAAAAAUUAUAAGCGAAAUGAUUUGAAAUUUUCAAGUUUUUUUUGUUCAACUUUCUUGCCUUUUCUGUCAUUCCCGUCUGAAAGUCUAGUGUUUUUUGCCGAGAUUUAUUCUGUGAACAAUCUGUCGAUUCGAUGCUGAAAUGUAAAAAUAUUUCCAAGGAGAAUUGAUUUUUACACGGAAUAGAUGUCAUGUUGUACUAGAAAUGGGAGGUUAAAAAAAUUUGUGAAUGACGACGAGAGAAGGAAUCUAAGCUUGCGUGGGAGCUAAAAGAAGGAAUUUUUUCCUCGCUCCAUCAUUCUUUUCAUUAUUUUAGUCUGCAAAAAUAUUUUCACAACUCCCACCCGAGAUCCAUUUUUUCGUUCUGAACUUAUUUUCUACUUUUUUUAUUUCAUGUUUCCAGAAACGUCGUACGGAUGGAUACAGGAUAGGUCAGCAAACUGGAUUUCAUUUUAAAAGUUAGUUCACCUUUUUUUCUGAUGAAUAGCGAAUAAAUUGAAUUCGAAACGUUCUGAAGGUUGUGAAAAAUAAAUUUAGUUGAGAAAAAUAUACACAAAGCGGAGACGAACUUCAUAAUGGAAUGUUCGAAGAGAGGCGCAUUGUUCAAGUUUUUUCUGAAAAAAUAAGAUCUCUCUCAUUUCAUUCGAGAACAUGUCGCAUGUAUUCAGAUAUCUUUACGCAGUCGAGUUUCCAUUUAAGAGACUGGAGUUCUUUUUUUUCCUUGUGGUUUUUUUUGUGUUGUAAGCCAGGAAGCAAAGGUGUCAGAAAAAGCUUAUAAGGUUUUCCAAACAACAGACGUGGGCAAACAAAUUCUGGGGAAGGAUGUCAUUUGAUUCGGAAAGCAAUGAAGUUCCAUGAGUUUAUGAGAAUUUUAUGAGUGAUUUACAUGAGUAUUGUGUGAGAAAAUGGCGUACCUCGGCUUUUUUUUGCAGAAAAUCCGAUUCGGACGCUCGAAAGCGGCUCGGCAACGGCGGAUAGACGAAUCGUUCAACGUCUUCGCACGUCGAAACCUCAAUCCACAGCCCAAGUCCGUUUUACAGUGUUAUAAUGGGGAAAAAUAAUGAUAGUGGGAGGGUUUUCAUCAAGUCAAAGAACAAUAAAAAAACCAUAGACACAGUAAUCGAUGACUUAUGUAAAAAAGUGAAAUAGUUUGAAAAAAAAAAAUCAAAAAAGAGAAGUCAGGAAGGUGGAGGUGAAGAAUGAAGCAACGGUUUGACGGAAAUCUUAGCGGUAAAACCGGAAGGAAGAAAUUGAGAGUUUGUAGUUAUAAUUUCCCAUAGAAAUCUUGUUUUUCUGCUUUCAGACUCACUCAAAUCCUCAUUGAACGUAUUGACAGAUUGCUCAAAACAAUGCAUAAGAUAUAGCAAUGAAGCAAAGAACCUAGGAUUGGAGCGGCAGGGAUAAAUUUUCUCUAAUAUUUUUUGUUCCUUUUGACUUUUGGGUUUUAAAGCGAUUGUGUGGGUUUUUAUUUUUAUUUUUUUUCAUUCCGCAUAUUUCAAGGAAGAAAAAUUUCCAAUUGACUUGAAGGUUGCUUCCUCUCAAUUAUUUCUAGAAUAAGGUCAGCAACAGCAUCAUGUUGAAUAGGUCGAAUUAAAACAGAUUAUUUUUUGGUAAAAGAAGGGCGAUUUUACUUAUAGCAACGACUUCGUUCUUUAAAAUUUUUAAGAUUCACUCUCUCUUUAUGUGCACUGAGAAAAAAAAAUUGUGAGCUAACAAUUAUGGUCAAACUGAAACCGAAAAUUUUUUUUUGAAAGAUGCAUAAAUUCUCAAAGGUAAAUGGAAAGAAAACUAAUAAUAUUUUACGCUAAAAUGAAUAAGGAAGUGAGAGAAAAAAUGUUUCUUCGUUUAUUGCAAAGGCAGCUGUACCGCAAAGUCGGUUGCUUAUGAGAGUUGCACGUGUCGUCAAGGCCUUAGAAUAAACCUGGCAAUUAUAAACACGAAAAAAAGACGAGAGAGAGAGAGCUGAACUUGGGCUUUUCGCCCUCGGAACACCCCAUUCUAUCAGUUUCAGUGAUAUUAGUUGCGCAUUCUUUGAGCUUAGGUAUUCUUAUUCCGAAAAACUUCCAAUUUAGUAGAGAAAAAUCUCAGAAAUGAAUGAGAAUGAGACCGAAAAAAAAGUUCCAGGAAAUCUUUACGAAUUUUUUAGGCUUAGAAAUAUACGGAAAAAUGUUCAUUUUUGAAUAGUCAGCUUGGAAUAAUUUAAGAAAAUGAGAAGAAAUUCUGGAACCUUUUGGCGUGGAUGCCGUGCAGGCCCUCAAUCACACUUGAAGGCUUCCAGGCCGGUCUCAUCCAUCUUUGGCUUUCCGAUUGGAAUGAUAUUGCGAAGGCUAGGUCUCAUUAGAGGAUAAAAUCACUGUUUACAUUUUGAUUUCAUUCUUAUUUCUUCAAAAACAAGAAAAUUCAAUUCGGGCUUUAAAAAAAGAGCAUGUUUACAAAAUUUUUUAAUAUUUUAUUUCAGAUCUAUGUCUGUUUUUUUAUGAAAAUACAAGUGUGAAUUUAAUAUAUAUUUCCUAUUCUGUAAUGAUCUACUUUUUUUGCAUUUAAUAAUACUCUUAAGAGUGAAUAGCGUUGAUGGGUUCGGUUCUGUUUGACGAACCGUGAGAUUUCGGGCUUCUUGAGCCUGAAAAGGAGGCGUGGCGAAGACGUCGUUCGGCUUCGUUCCCACACCCUCCGGAUCCUCAAUUUGCUGUCAAUUCGGGAAAAAAAAUAGUCAUAGAGUUCCUUUUUCAGUUGAAUGUUGCCCGCUUUUUCAAAAGGAAAAUUGAGGAGCUUUUGGCAACGAUGUGAAGUCAAACUUCCGUUUUGAAAACUCGAUUAACUUUCGAAAUUAUUGUUAUUUGUAGCUCGAAAUGAAGCGGUUUUUUGAAUUUUAAUUAUGUGGUUUUAUGUAUGUACAAAUUCGGGUAGAACUUAAAAUGUUUCCCUUGCUUUUAUUAAGAUCAUCUUGUAUUAUUUUGCGCAUUUUUUUUUCAGUUUUAAUUCAAAAUUCCUGAAUUUAAAACUGUUAGUUGCGAACUAGAACUUCGACGUGAGUUCAACAAGGAAAUACUCGAUCAUAACAUCCAAUGAAAGCCUAACUUUAAUCGUGUCACUUUUAUGAUAUGAUUCAUGAGCAAAUUGAAUGAAUGUAAUAAAAUAAUGUAGGAAGUAAGUGCGAAGAGACAUUCGUUUCCUUCGUGAAUAAGUUGAACUGCUAGUAUACAGCUUCAUUGCGUUAGAUAAAGAGUUUUCAAAAUUUCAAAUCUACUUUUCUCAUUCCCUUCUCUUUUUUUUCUUAUCCACUUUUUUCUUUUGUACAAACAGAAUGAAGUUUUGACGUAUUUUAUCACUCUGAAAAAUUUCAAUUGGUAAAGAGCUUUUUAUGUUUGCCAACACCACUUAUUUUUCGCUCGAAAACUCUUUCUGGAAGCUUUUCUGUAUUAUAAAUGAUCAUGAAUACAUUUUUGUAAUCUUUCGCAACUUGUGAAUUUUUUUAUUCGUUUCUACCGUUGUUUCUACCUCUAUAGUGAAGUUUACUCCUUUUGAGCUUCAAAGUGGCGUUCCACGGCUUUCUGGGUGUCCGAUCGCGGAUGAAUCGCGCCGGGCCGCGUCGCAAGGGUUUUCGCUCACGGUACCUCAGAUUUUUUCGAAGAAAAAUCUUUAUAUGGAAUUCAAUAGAGUUGUUAUUGGACGUAAUAGAAGAAUCACCUAUAAGAGCGGGAGAAAUCCAACGCGUCCAAUUAAUUCCGACGCGAUUUCUAGCCCACGCUUCUAUCUCUCUCUCUCUCUCUCUUUUUUGAAUUAUUCAUCAUUAGUAGAUCAAUGGACUGCACUGAAAGUCGAAAAACAGUAUUUUUCUGUCUUAAAUGCGAAGAAAGAAAUUUUUUCCUGAAAUAUUUACCGACGUUGCCUAGUUAGAUGUUUCACGGCUUCAAAACGAAAAUUCGCGACGUCAGUCCUAUUUAAUGGUUCACUGUAUAAAAGCUCCCUCCUGCUAUGUAUAACUGUCCGAGCCUGCAAAAGAGAGAGGUUUUUUUGAAUUUUUACAAACAAAUAUAAUUUUCGUAGAAAAGUUGCAACGCGCGGCUUGAAGUUCUGCAUCAAGGCGUUCAAACCAGCGAAAAACAGGGAAUAAAAAAUUAGAUAAAUGAAAAUUACCAGAAUUGUAGUACGUUUCCACAAGCUCCUAUAGAGGAUUUACCAAGUGGCGAAAAAAAAAACGGAAAAUAAAAAAAUAAUACAAAAAAAGAAGUGUGUUUUUGAAGGCAUGACCCCUGUUUAAACGAAUCUUCAAAUCAACCAGCUCAAUGAUCAGAAAGUUUAAGCGGAAACGCCAACGGCACGACCAAGGAGCCAGUGGAGCCGGUGAUGGCUCGCGGCGUCUGCGUCCAUUCCGUUCUCCCGUUCCACUCGGCCACCUCAGUCGAUCACUUGGGUGAGUCGCUUCUGUGUCAAGUUUUUACGACAGUCAUACACCGAAGCACUUUUUUACUCGAUUUAUUGGCUUUUUAAUAUAAAAAUAGCAAUGAAACGACUAUGCACGAAAAACUUGCCCUUUUAGCUCUCAACUUUUAACCUUUUUUCUCAUCCAAUUUUCAAGGGAAAUCCCCUGAAAUUCACUAAAUAUAAGUUAACUCUGGCGCUGCUGUUUUUCAACUUUCUUUCUAUUUUUUGUAAAUAUACAUUUAAAAGUUUCGCCUAAGUGAUGUCAAGAUUCGACGUUGAAGAGCUUUUUGUUUGCAGCAAAAGGGAUAAAUGCUGUCUAUGGGUCAUUCUCCAAGACGCUUGUUUUCGAAGCCUGAAAAUUCCGCGCGAAUCUUAAAAAAUCGGAAAGUCGAUAACAGGUUUUUCAACUAACCAACAUAUGUACGUAAUAUCUUCGAUUUAUGCUCAUACAUCUUCAUUUAUUCUCAACCGAUCUCGAAUUCAAUAAAGUUAAGCCAUAAUAUUCGAGGCCAAAUUUCAAUAGAUCGAAAAAAAAACUCUGAUUAUGGUACCAGUUUAGAUUUAUUACUUUUCGUUUUCUUUCACUAGAUGUUAGAUUCAAAACUCAAAUCCGCGUUCCAUGAGUUAGAAGUCAAUUAAGAGAAACAAAGGCCCAGCUGUUAGUAUAUCAGCUUUCAAUUGAAAAUAUAUUUCACACUCACUCCAUCCGGAAACCGAGUUUUGUUUAAAAAAAACGGCAGCCGGUGGCCAUCUGUCGACUCGGAUUUUUAACAGCCCGAGUUCACUCGCACGUGUUCUUCAAUCGCAGAGACACGCAUUUUCUUGUUUUUUUUUUGUCUAGUUUCAUCGCUUUCUAUUUCAUUUAUUCAGUAGUUCCAAAAACGGUCCCGCAAAGGCCUGUCUCGCGAAUAUUUUUUUAUCCGAACUUUUGGACUUUGCACCCCCUCUUGAGAGCAAAAAUUUGAAUUAUUCGCCGAAAUCUUGCCUCUAAAAUUAAAAGAAAUUGGAUCAGCUUUUUUCAAUCAAUUUUAGAUGUUAUUUUCUCGAUUUGAUUGCAAUAGAGCGUAAGUUUACAACUUCUUCAUUUUAAGCAGUCUAUUCGAAAAUUGAGCUUAACUGGGCGAAGUUUUCUUACAGAUGUGUGCAAGAAUAGUUGAAAAGCCACGUGUAAGCCUCGGAGCUCGUCAAUAAUUUAUUUUACUUCUUCAUGAGCCGCCGAGUGCCAGAUGAUUUGUCGAGAAGUGGGGUCUCAUGAUUGAAAUUUCACCACUUUUUGCAUCAAUCUUGAUUCUUUUUCGCACUGAUUUUGCUUUGCAAAAACGAGGAAUUUUUUACUAUCAAGAAGUAUUGAAAAUUUUUCAAAUCACAGAAUUAUUUUUGAUUCUCUUUUAUAUCAAACAACUCAAACUCAACUGUCCUCUUUCUAGCUUUAAAAGGGGAGUUUUUUCCGGAACCUCCUGCAUUUUGAAGAAUAGUUCCUCAUGAAUCACUCAGAAAUCGUGAACUCAGGACCUAUUCAGCGAAAAAGUUACCACUGUGAAUAAUUCUUCUAGAAUGAUCCCUCUAGACCCAUUUUAAUAAGAGGAUAUAGGCGCGAGCGGGAAGCGCGAGAUGCACCGGCAAGCGACGAAUCAGUCGGCGUCGUCGGAGGCGGACGAGUUCACAGCCGAGGAGCUGCAGGAGUUUGCCCAGGCUUUCAAGGUGCAGUCUUGUAAUGAGUUGGCUGGUUCAAAGACGCUUCAGCUUUUCGACAAGGAUGGUAACAACACAAUGAACAUCAAAGAGCUGGGCGUCGCCAUGCGGACGCUUGGCCUGAAUCCGACCGAGGAGGAGUUGCUCAACAUGGUCAACGAGUACGAUGUCGAUGGCAACGGCAAAAUUGACUUUGGUUCGUGAAAGAAGUUUUUCCCUUAGGAAUCAAUGCAUCCAGAGUUGGAGGAUGGCUGCCCAGUGGCCGCCCUGCCUGCCAAGCCAUAAACGCCCAAAAGGCAGAAAUGACUUUUUCAAAAGUCAGCGUGGCGCAACGUUCAUUUGUAAGGCGAAAUCGCCCUAACAUCUAGAAGCGCUUGUUUCUAAAAAUAUAUGAAACUCGUGUACACAAAGAAAUCAGAAUUUAUCAUUGUUAAAAAAUUCGAACAUAACGAUUUUUUAUUUCUUGAGAACUUUCCGACGGAGAAGUUUCCGACUAACCCUUUUCCGACUUUUUUUUUCUAGAUAAACUUUUUUAAAUCUUUUUUUAAAUCUUUUUUAAUCAUACCACCGAAAAAAUCCAGGAACAAACACGCUUUCCACUCUUAACAAGGUGGCCUCGCGUAGUAAGAUUUUCCUGCCAUGUGACUUUUUUGGAAACCAAAUGAAUCAAAAAAAAUACUUUUGCAUCAAUUUCAUGGCAUCUCAAAAUUUUUUGGUCCGAGUAGUUCUCUAGUGAGAUUGAAAAUGUAGCCAAUCGACAAGUUUCAGUGAAAAUUCCUGCUGAAAUAUCUGUUACAAUAAGUUAAAAACGUUAUCACGGAGUUGCGAAAAAAAAAAUUCAAAAUUCACAAAAUUAAUAAUGAUUAGUUCAGGGCGUCAUCGCCACGUGCUUGACCUAGUUGUCAAAGACCACGUAAAUUAAUGGCUCAUUUCUAUCUUUUGGCUAAUUGGCUUGGCUUGGCCGGCAAGCCAAGGGCUGCCUUCCCAAUUCUCCACCUAUGAAUGCAUCAAAUAAACUCCCACGUGGAGAUUUAAAAAAAAUUUAAUUUACACGUUUUUAUUAGAUAAUUAAACAUAAACACUCAAGAAAAAGUCGAAUUUCUUAAAAGACUAUUUUCACUCAUAGGAAAUAAAAGUAAUACACGAACGCUUAAAAUUGAGAUGCGUUCAAACUAUAAAUUUUAUUUACUCCCAGAAGUGUUCUUUCCAGUUUAGAACAACAAAAAUUUGGUUGUUGUUGAAUUUCUUGAGUUUUUUUAUAGAAAGAACUAUAGAAUUUAUUAAUAGAAAUUUAUUAAAAAAAUUUACAAAAAAAGACACUAUAAUCAACCAUGCAUGGAAAAAAUUCAUUCAUUAAAACUAAUUUUUCUCAUCUUCUUAAAGAAAUAAGUGUUCAAAUAAACAAAAAUGUUUGACCCCACAAUAAGAUUAAAAAUGAGGCCACAAAAAAAACAGAGCAUACAAAGAUUACUCAUGUUCUAUAAUCCUAUUCUCAAUCUUCGAAUUUGAAAUUUUCCUCUUGGUUCGUUUUACCUUUCUUUUUUUUAUACUCUUAAAAAUAAGCGCAAAUUAGGUAACGCGAAAAAAAAACUCAAAUUUGUUUUUGAACCUAAGCAAAGAGGAAAAAUGCUGACGAUGGGUCACCCUCUCACGCCGUACAUUUUAAGAUUCGAAAUGGUCGAGCUUUGAUUUAAUUAACAUCUUCAUUUGCUCAUAUUUUUCACAAAUUCUUACAUUUCAGUCCAAAAAUAUAACACCUCUUCAAAGCUCCUUUUUUUAUGCAAAAUAAGGAAAUUUUUUUCAAACAAUCCUUGUAGAAAAAAACGUUGAAAUUGUUCAAUAGUCUUCAAACUUUUUAUAAUUUUUUUAUGAAUCUCCCGGCCUGUGAAAAUUUUCUUUUUUUUUAACUGCACUAGCGCUAUCAUUUUUUCUCUGAACGCGAUUAGAUUCAACUUUUUACCACCUUUUGUAUUCUAAACUUCAUCCCUUAUUGCAGUCUAUAUGUGUUUUCUUAAAGUUUACACAAAUUUCGGGUGGCCAUGUCAAAAUACGAGAAAAAAACACGAGAAAUGCGGAAAGCAUUCGUAGAACGGCCACAUCCUCAGAACACGCUGUUAAACAGUGUAAAAUGACCCGGGUCCGCAAUUUUUCAACAAGUUUUUUUGUUCUUCUCCUUAAGCUUUGUAAAUGUCUCUUUCUAGCGCCUAUGUGAUUUUUGCUUUGCGAGAAUGUCAAUCAUAAAAUAAAAUUUAGUUCCUUUUACUCGAAGAACAGUAAGCUUAAUUCCUUAUUCAAUUCAAUUCUCGCCAGUUCCGAAAUUAUCUCUUACUCUCCAAAAACCAGUUAUCUUUUUUCUCUCUAGCAGCUGUUUUGAACCUUGCGGAACUACUUUAAACACCACGUAACAGAUGAUAAUCAGUUCGAAACUCACUGUAACUCAAACAUUUUUCAGGAGAAUUCUGCAAAAUGAUGAAGGAGAUGAACAAAGAAACCGACCAAGAACUCAUCCGCCUUGCCUUCAAGUGGGUUUUCCUUCUGCAUUUAAGAAUUGGUUUCAAAAAAUAUGUGAGAAGGGAGACACGUCAACCGAAAAAAAGAAAAAAGAAAGUGGGCAUUUUAAUAUUUCAAUCUGUCAAAUUGCAUUGCAUCUGUCAACAAAGGAUUUUUUUCAGAAGGCGCUGAACGUUUUUCAUUUGAACGCGUAGAAGAAAAAUCUAAGAAUAAUUGGAAAGAACUCGAUUUGAACUUUUCACAGCGUAAAAUAAUAAUAAUAAUAAACUUUAUUUCGCUUCGAAUUAACUCGUAAAAACAAGUUGUGGCCGUAAAAACCUGAAGAAAUAUUUACAAUUUUUUUUUGAAUUUGAAGAGAGAUCGCCGAUGAUAUUGCACAUAAGGAUGGAAGAGCAAUCGUUUUAUUUAUAUUUUUGCCGGUUCAAAAAAUAAUGUAUCGGCUUCAGAGUUUUCGACAAAGACGGCAACGGGUUCAUCACGGCGCAGGAGUUCAAGCACUUCAUGACGACGAUGGGCGAGAGAUUCAGCGAAGAAGAAGUUGACGAAAUCAUCCGCGAGGUCGACAAAGACGGCGACGAACAGGUCUCUUUUUUCAGCCAGUAUGGAAUUUUCGUCCCGUUAUUGUAUGUGCAAAUAAAAUUAACUAGAACUCAUUAAAGUAAGAUCAUGGAAAAUCAUAACAAGGAGUGAUAACAAUCAAGUUUCUCCAUCCACAUGCGCUGGGGUAAGAUUGGAUGAACCCGUUUUUAUUGACUUCUGUCUUUGGAGUAAUUAUUGAAUUUUCACCCAUACUCGUAGUUUUUCAGAUUGAUCAGGAGAAAUGAGUCAAUGUUCAGAAUGAAGUGAAUAGUCAUUUAGGAAAAGAUGAUGAUCACAGACUAACAUCAAAUUUACAUUUUAAAUAGAUUCGUGAAAUUUUCAUGCUUUUGAAGGUCUGACUACUUUCUUUCGUGAGUUUUGGAGUUCCAGAUUGACCUGGACGAGUUUGUGAACAUGGUGGCGCCAAUCGUCUCAGAAACAAACAAGACGGAUCCAUUCGCCGAACCUCCAGCCACUACUUCCGCUGUCGCUAAGUGAUUUCUUCUUUUUCCGGCAAUCUAACAAUUUUUCUUCUUCUGAGGGUAUUUCUCUCCCUAAAAUUUUGCGUUUUUCCCUUAAAAAGUUAUUUUCAAGUUAUUUCUGGCUCACAAUGGUUUUAUUUUUCCUCCCGGUGACUUUUUAUAAAACGAGACGAUUAGUUUGAUACCUUCCUUAAAAGUGAGAUGUUUAUAUUAUCAACUUGACAAACUUGAUUUUAAAUCAACCUGACCCGAAACUUGCACCUAUUGAAAGGAUUUUAUGAAAUAUUUAAACUCUCCGAACUAUAUUUUCUUUUUGUUUUUUUCGUGAGCUGUUUGUUCUUUCGAGUACAAAUUCAGUAAUAAUUGCAUUUUGAUUACAAACCUCUUCCUCGAAUCUGCAGGAAUAUGUAUUGCAUUUGUAUUUGGAAUUGUCUCGUAUGCUCUUGUUCAUUCCCACUGUAUAUUUCGAAUGUUCUCUCCCACCCAUUCGUUGUAACUCAGAUGAUCUCCGAUAGAAUAUAUUUACGAAUUCACAACUUGCGUUGUUGAUAUGAUACAGUAAACAUUUUGAAACUCUUGUUUGCUAUCAUUCGUCGAACAACGAAAAGACGGUUGAAAAUUCUGUCUCAUUUGUUAUGUACGCCGAAUAAAAUCAAACUACAAACACAAAUCUGAAUGGCGUUGUCUGCACCUGAUUGACCAUGAGCUUCGGAAUAAAAUGAAAGAAUAAAUUAUAAAUACUUAAAGAUCUCAAGAUCUGCAUAUUUAUAGUUAACCUUUUCUAGUUCAGACAUGUGUUAAAUAAGAAGGUGAACCGAAAAGUUACCUUUAACUUUUGAAACUUCAGAAACCUUCAAGAUUUCACAUUUAGUCAGAAAUUCGCGAAAGUUUUAACGUAUUAGAAAACUGUUAUACUUGAAAUCAAACCUUGGGAAGUUGCCAGUUGUUUUUAGAAAUUUCCUGAAUAGUUAGACUUUGCGAUUGAUGCAAAAGAGAAGUUUUCAGACGCUCAAAAAGUUGGAGUGGAAGUCAUCUCUGAAGAUUUAAGAAUGGAAAAUAGUAUGAAGAGACUCUGAGAACCGAAACAACAGUCUGGCAGAAACACAUGUUUACAGACGGUCGUCGAACAUUAUUUUGAUCGGCAACCUGUUUGAUUUGGCUUAAUACGAGCAGCGGGACUUUCAGAAACACAGGCGAUCAUGGCAAAAGAGGGUAAUCCUUUUUCCGGCGCACUUUCCACGUUGGCCACGCCUUCCGCUCCGCCUCUGGCCACGCCUCUAACUUUCGGAAACAUGGAAAAGAGAACAACACAGGAGAAUAACUCAGAACGAUGCAAAAGCACAAGGUGACGGUCUUCUCGCUGGACUCGGGUCUCGACCGAAUCCCCGAGCAUCCAGAAGCCAAGCCUCCGAAGGAGACGUCGUCUGAUUCUCACAUCUCUCAUGUCUCGGCCUCGUCUUCUGGCUCAGAGAGCAAUCUCGCCUUCCAUGUCAACGACGUUCCGAACAUUCCAGCUCUUCUUCUUUUCGGCUUCCAGGUCAGUUCUUUUUUGAGCUGAACGUUUUUUUGUACAGUCUUUGGUAAAGCGAAGAAGGACUUUUUCAGUUGUUUUUUCCUAACUGUUUGGGCCUUUCUUUCAGAUUUUAGCUCUUUUUUUUUCAUCUUAUUAGCUAUCCAAAGAGCUUCGAGAAAGACCCGUUCAAAUAUUGUGAAUGUCAUUUCGCGUCUCUUUUCAUACACUUAUUUUUUUUUUCUGCUCUUUUUUUGCAUUUAUGCGAUAGCUUGAACUUUCUUUAUGUAUUAAUGGCAAAUUUGCGACAGUCGAUUUCUAUUUUCAAUUUAAAAAGCAUCUUAAAAAAAUCAAGGCUCGAAGAAUCUAGCUCAAAAUUAGGUUAAAGCAUUUAUACGGAUCGUUUACACAAAUAACAAGGAAGAGUGUUUAUCAUAUUUACUUUUCCGAUUCUCGGCGACUUUUCAUGAAUAGGAGAAAAAGUAAUCAAAGUGUUUUUAUUGAACGACAGAGUAGGCAAAACGCAUGUUUUUUGGUCCACAGUCUCACGUGACGCGACCUUUUGAUCCGGUUCUCGAAUCAGUUAUGAUACAACUUUUUCCGAACCGUUAGACUUCCUGGUUGAAAGAGAAGAGCUGAAGAACGAGUUUUUGAGAAGGAAUACGGAUUUUCAGCAAAUGAUGAUCUGCAUAUCGGGUCUUCUGGUGGUUCCUUACCUGGUGUCUAACAUGGUCUGUGCCGGCCCCAACACGGUCGCUCUCAGGUAAAGUUGCAGAAACCUCCAAUUUUCUCGUCUUCUCGUAAAUUGGAAAAGAAGAAGGCCAAAAACACUCUAGAUUUAUCUCGAGUUUAUAUUAUCCUUAUAAAAAGUUAUAAAAUAAACUGGAAAACAAAGAAUUUUUCUGUUCCUUUUUACUUUAGCUUUUUAGCUUUUUUUUUAUUUCUGAAGCCAUUUGAAGAUAUUCGAAUCUUGCAGAGUGAAACUGAUAUCAGCUACCUUCGUCACGUCAGGAGUCGCCACUAUUUUGCAAACCACCCUUGGUCUCAGGUAAUUGAUUCGGAAAGAACCGUGGAUCAAACUAGAGACUUUUGUCACUUAUCCGUCUCUGGAUGUCCAUUCGAAAUUCAAAAAAGCAAAAGGAAUGCAAGUAUUACAUCGUGAGGAAGAUCUUGCAGAGAAAAUGUUUUGUCAUGAGUAAUCCUUCUUGAAACUUGACGCCAUGAAAAACCACCUGUUUUGACGGUAUUCACAAAAUCCUUUUUUACGAUUUUGGCCAGAAAUGCUGCAGAGUUCAGGAAAAUGUUUAUUUGUGAUAAGUGUGUAUGUGUAUCUUUUCGUUUUCAUGUUUUUUAAAGAUUUACAGGAUUUUUUUUUGAAAUUGUCUGUCCGGGGUGAUUAACCCGGCCGGUUUCUGGGUCAUAGAAAAUCACUUUUUGCGAGAAAUGGUCUCGCUAGGACCUUCCAAGUUAUCAAUUUUACUUUUAGCUAACUUUCUAUUAGAAGAGGAGAGAUAAAAACACAGUUGAAGAAACCAAUUCUUCGUAAUUAAUGUUCUGGCGGCGUCUCUGAAGUUAUGGUUUCAUUUCUUGUAGUUCGAUGAAAAUACAAAGAAGCAGGAUUCAGAGAAAUAUUUCUGUGAUGAUGAAUGAUCUAGACCACCUUUCAAGUUCCAAACUUCGACUUCGAAAAACUGCCAUUCUCUUAUCUUCGUUGAUACAAAAUUUAUAGACUGUCUAUACUUCAUGGACCGUCUUUCGCCUUUCUUCCGGCCUUGACGACUUUCGCCAACACUUUUCCAUGCACCGACGAGAUCAACGGCGACGAUUGGAACGAGAAAAUUCUCAUUGUCAGUUGAAGGAUUUGGGUUUUUGAGAAAGAAAAGGUUGGACUGUACGAAGGCUCUUAGAAGAAAAAGGACGAACUAGAAUUAUUUAGAGUUCUGUAGAAAUAGUUUAACUUUGAGUCUUUCUUCAUGGAGUAGACAAUUAGGCCUGCGUCCUAUUUAGAGACAUUUAUUUUUCGUUCUUUUUGAGCUCACCGAAGCUAUAUUUCUUUCAACAAAAUUCAUUAGUUCGUGAAAUUUUUUUACAGAUAUGUUUCCUCAAAUUCAGUCAUUCUAAACAUUUCUACGCAAGUCGUGGACUUGCGGAGUUUCAAGCUAUAUUUCGUUUAUGGCCAUAUCCAGGUUUUAUUCAAAUUAAAUUUCUGUCGAGCCUCUUUUUCAAGAUUUCGUUAGAAUUCUUUUGAAGUCCGGCCAUACUCGAUUUUUUUUUCUUUGUGUAUUGUCAUACUGGAAAAGGGGUUAUAAUCAACUGAUCUGGCAAAGAUGAAAUGAAUCCAAAGUUGUUGGUUGAAGAUGCAAGGAAGCUUGUUCGUGGCAGUGUUGGUGAUGCCGCUGUUGGGACUGACGGGGCUCGUCGGCCAAGUGGCGAGGUUCAUCGGACCCGUCACCGUGGUCCCGCUCCUCGCCCUGCUCACCAUCGGAAGUGUUCCUGAGCUCGAGUCGAAGGUCAGCCAGCACUGGAUUUCUAUCGUGUGAGUUACUCUGCAUUUCGGUAGGAUUCUCGGCAAAAUAUCAAUCACUUUAUACGAUCAUGAAUUACAUAAAUAUUUUUGAUUCGUUCGCACAAGUUCAUCGUUAAUUUAUAAAAAAAGAGUCCUCUCAAAUAGAUUUUUGCUUUCGGAAAAAUUACUCCAGUGCAAUACGAACAAUUCUUAAGAUGAUGGAAAACGAACCGUUUUUAUUUUGAAUACGGUUUCAAAAAAUUAUCAAUUGUCGCCAAGACAACAUCUUACAAAUAUAUCAAAUUGAAUAUUUCAUAGCCAAGAAACUUCUGUGAAAAAAAGAAAAACUAAAAUCGAGGAGGGUUUUUUUCAAUUUUUUUCAUUUCAAUUUCAUUUUUUUCAGCUUUUUGGAUCUAUAUAUUUUUUUACAGUAGACACCCUGCGCUAUUUCAAUUGAACUGUUUGAAACGCGAAGAGGAGACGACCUGUCUACUUCUUAUUUUUGAAUGACCUCUGUUAUUACGAAUUUCGGUCUUUGCAGGGAGUUCUCCACUCUGAUACUGCUGGUCAUCUUCCUGGAGGAAACUCGCGUGCCCAUCCCUUACUUCUCCUUCAAAGAUCGUUCUUUUCGAGUUGUGAGAAUGCGUCUCUUCGGCCAGUUCCCGGUGAAUCAAAGAUAACUUUCAUCAGCACUCUUCUUCUUUCGCAGUACCUGAUCGGAAUCGGGUUCGCCUGGCUGGUUUGUUGGGUGAUGACGGUCACGGACCUCGAGCCGGCUGGCAGCGUCGCCCGAACCGAUCUGAACACCAGUUUAGCGGUGUUAAGAGAGACGCCCUGGUUCCAAGUUCCCUUUCCUGGUGAGGCUUUUCUAAAUCUAUUUAUUAUGAAAAUGAGAGAAAAAAAAAUCCCAGGUCAUUUCGGGAUGCCGAAAAUCAACGCGGCAGUGGCCUGUGGCUUCGUCGCCUCUUGUAUUGCCUGCAUGAUAGAAAGCAUCGGCGACUACGGAAUGUGCGCUCGAGUGAGAUCUUUUUUCUAUGAUCUGAAAGUAGUCGGAGUUUCGAGGUGUCUGAACAAGCACGGCCGCCGACCUCUUCAAUCAACCGCGCGUUCGUCGUCGAAGGCUUCGGCUGCAUGUUGGCCGCUCUCAUGGGUGUCGGCACUGGAGUGACCACUUACGCAGAAAACAUCGCUGUCAUGCACGUAACCAAGGUAAAAAUCGUUUGAGAUAGACUAUUCUCAUUGCUUUUGCAAGUUCGAAAUAUUAGGUUGGCAUGAAAGAAAUGCGGCUCGUUUUUGUCGGCUUCUAAUUAAUCCAAGAAGCAAUAUUAUUUGGAACGGUAUUUUUUGUCGAAAAGGGCUUGUCCUUGUGCGUCAUUGGAUAUAUAACUUGCUGACGUUCUUUCCGCCUUUCUAUAAGAAAAAUAGCUCUGAAAACUUCCUUCCAAAAACUGUAUUCGCGGACCUAGUUUUCGCGUUAUUUCAAAAAGUACAAAUCAAUUUCAGAAGCACCCUUUCAAUAUUAUGAUCACCAUUGAUGCUUUUUUCUGAUAGUUAACAUUUUGAAUUGCUUUAGCGCUAUUCACUAGGCGAAAAGACCUUUGAAAUCAAAAAACACGAAAAAAUCGACGAUAAAGGCGAUUUUAAAAUGCCAUUAGACUGGAUCCACAACAGACGCCUGUGAAUCUGGCUCAUCAGUUAUUACACACCCAUAGCUGCAAAAGAAAACAGUUUUUUUACGCAACGGAGUGCAAAAAAUGAGAAAUGAAAAAUGGCUUCACAAUAUCGCUUUUUCGUUUUUUUGCGAAAAUGUGUUUGCCCAAAAUUAGAAAAAUUGUUCUGCAAAUUUUUGCUUUUUCCGCUACAUUGCUCAGACAUGGCUCUUCGCAUUUAUCAUCUGUCCGAAUCAUUGGAUCGCUUAACAGCCAAAAAAAAAAUUGAAAAACUCCGAUGAUGUCCAAAUUUGGGGGUGCAACUUCUUUGACACGUAGCCGGCCCAGUUUGUCAGGGAGAGUAUCCAUUCUCUGCGUGAGCAUUGUUGACAAGGUGCUAAUACAGAUAUAAAUCACAUUUCGAAUUGAUUUGUGAUAACCUUGCUUUUAUGAUAAAAUGAAACGACAUCAAAAACACGCAUUUCUUUCCUGCCACCCUAAUAGAAAGACUGGCAGUUGAAAAGAAAACGGAGUUGGUUGGAAAAAGUUAGUUUUUGGACCCCAUUCUCUGAGCUCAUCCUUUGAAGAAUGGGGGAUCGUGAUGAAUGCAGGUGACGAGUCGAGUGACGAUGCAAGUGGCAGGAGGGAUGCUCAUCGCCGUCGGCGUCUUCACCAAGUUGGCGGCGUUGCUCGCCACGAUCCCCGAGGCGAUCAUCGGCGGCGUUCUCGGCAUGGGCAUCAGCAUGAUAGCCGGCGUCGCUCUCAGUAACCUGGCUGUAGGUCUCCUCCGGCUUCAUCCUUCAAAUCUUUCCCCAGAUGGUCGACCUGAGGAUCUCGAGAAACCUCACUAUCAUGGGAGUCGCCAUCAUCAUGGGCUGCACGAUUCCGACACAUUUUGAGCUUCAUCCUCUUGCCACCAGUAACUUUCGAGUUUCUUAAUGAAUUCCAGAAGCGUGUUGUAGGCCACAAACAGAUCGACGACAUUCUCAACACACUUCUGAAAAUCAAAAUGCUCGUCGGAGGUGUCAUCGCCUUCGUUCUUGAUAAUCUUGCUGGUGGUGAGUUUCUUGGGCUACCGACUAAAUUUUCAUCUACUCAAUCGGUUUUUAUUAACAUUUUUCUGAACAGGUGCUUCACGAGCGCAACGCGGAUUCGUAGUGGAAUCGGACGACGUCGAAAGACCGUCAAUCGCGCUCGAUGGCUACGUUUUCCCUUCCGUCGUCAAUAGGUUGGUUGCGUCAAAUUAGCAGAUUGAUCCAUGCUGAUUGAAUGGAGAAUGUCUUGAAUCGACCGCAAAGUCGUUCUAAAUGCAAACAGCAGAUUGGAUUAUUGGCUAACAAAGUACAAGAAUUGACCGGUCAGAGCCUUCCUGAAAGUUCCUUCGGUGAUGAAGCUUCCGUUCGUUCCUUCGCGCAAAUCUGUCGACUACACCGAAAAGAGCCGAUCCUCUCUUUCCUUGGCCACCGGCGCCGGCACACCGAUAUGA
Messenger RNA from Caenorhabditis auriculariae, 17246 nucleotides. The record is from the annotation of a GenBank genome assembly. NCBI's taxonomy places the organism in Eukaryota, Metazoa, Nematoda, Chromadorea, Rhabditida, Rhabditidae.